AAUGGCAUUCAAGUACAGUGGCUUAUCGCUCAAUGAUGAAUUUAAGCAAUAUUUUCUGCAGGCUUCAAACAACCGCAUCAAAGAAACUUAUGAUCAAUUCAAAAUAAAUUCCAUGUGGAAGGGCAAUGUCCAAUUUGGUCCGUAUUCCCAAAUGUUAAGAACUGAUGACUCAGUCGAAAUCAUUGACUCAAGCGAUGAAGAAGAUCAGACAGAAAAUCUGGUUAAAAUGGAAUCAUCAGAAAUGGUGUUUGGCAUUCACAGCGAUGGUCAUGACACGCCAUCUGAAUUAAGCGAUGAUUUUGAAACUGAAUAUUAUCGAAACUACACCGAUGACAUGCCAUACAUGAACCCGAAAGAUAUUAACUGGCGGAGAGAUGUCUCAAGGAAUAAACAAGGUUGCAUCGAGAAGGAAAUUGACAAGGUAAUGAAAGCAGAAGAAAUAGAAGAAGACGAUGAAAUUCCGUCAACUGCCUUCAAUGGACGUCGCGACAUUAGCUUGUUCAACGAACGUACAUCUUCCAUCCCUUUGAACAAUAGAUCAAACAGCGUAAAUGAUUCAAAUAGAAACAACAUGACAGGAAGAUCCGGUGGUGGUCAAAGAAAACAGGCCGAAUCGGGCUCAACUUCAAAAUCAUUGCGAAACAAAACAUCGAUUCCAUCAAAUCAAUCGAAGAUGAAGAAGCGAUUCCAGUGCGAAUUUUGUGAAUAUUCCAGCAAUUACGCGGGAAACCUCAAGAAACACAAGCGUACUCACACCGGCGAGAAGCCGUAUCGAUGUGAUAUUUGCCACAAAGAUUUUAUCCAGUCAAUUUGCAUGAAACAGCAUAAAGUGACUCACAUCCAACAAGUUCCAUUCCAUUGCCGUGGCUGCUUCAGUGGAUUUACCCAGAAGACCGACCACGAAGUCCAUGAAAAUGUGUGCAAAUAUCGUCGAUAUGAAUGCCAUAUUUGCAAGAAAUUUGUCACUGCGGGUAAAACUCGAUUGAAAAUGCAUAUGCGAAAGCAUAACGGUGAAAAACCGUUCCGAUGCGAGAUUUGUAUGAUGCGUUUUACGCAAAAAGGUAAUCUAAAAACACAUUUGGACAACAUUCACACUAAAAACAACCAUUGAAUUAUCACACCUGUCUCACAACAUCCA
Molecule: messenger RNA, 1138 nt
Organism: Contarinia nasturtii (swede midge)
Lineage: Eukaryota; Metazoa; Arthropoda; Insecta; Diptera; Cecidomyiidae
Product: zinc finger protein 652-like
Exons: 2
Coding region: 2-1111 (369 amino acids)
Biological process (GO): regulation of transcription by RNA polymerase II
Molecular function (GO): RNA polymerase II cis-regulatory region sequence-specific DNA binding; DNA-binding transcription factor activity
Source: RefSeq, a predicted model, not a curated record